Striga hermonthica is the source of this 1059-nucleotide messenger RNA. The record is from the annotation of a GenBank genome assembly. Lineage: Eukaryota; Viridiplantae; Streptophyta; Magnoliopsida; Lamiales; Orobanchaceae.
AUGCUCCAUCUGCGAAAAGCUUUAUCUGAUAAUCUGCUCAGCCCCAACUAUUGCCGCAGCCUCUUCUGUCUCUAUCUCCGGACAAAGUCCGGCAAUGGCUCCGGCGGCUUUUGCUGGAAAACCGUUGGAGAAGAAGAAGAAGAAGAAGGGCAAAUACGUCUUUUUAAAAGCAGAGGGCAACACCUCCUGACCAACCCGCGAGUGCUGGACGCCAUCAUUCGGGCUUCGGGCGUGAAGCCCGAUGACACUGUUCUGGAAAUCGGGCCCGGCACCGGGAAUCUCACUCUCAAGCUCCUUGAGGCCGCCAAUAAAAUUAUUAAUGGUGAUGCAUUGAGGACCGAGUUCCCAAAAUUCAAUCUUGUCGUGGCAAACAUUCCUUACGGCAUAUCAUCGCCUUUGUUGGCUAAAUUGGUUUAUGGUGCAACCGAAAAUCCGUUUAGAAGCGCAACAUUAUUGCUUCAGAAAGAGUUCGCGAGGAGGCUUUUGGCAAAACCAGGAGAUUCCGAGUUCAAUAGACUGGCCGUGAAUGUGAAUCUGGUUGCAACUGUUGAAUUUGUAAUGGAUGUAAGCAAGAGGGACUUUGUACCGUGCCCGAGAGUUGAUUCCUCGGUGGUGAAAAUUUACCCGAAAAGUGAAAUCCUGAAUGUCGACCUAGACGAGUGGUGGGCUUUUACUAGGACUUGUUUUUGCAAGAAAAACAAGACUUUAGGCGCAACGUUUAAACAGAAGAGGAAAUUGAUGGAGUUAAUGAAAUUGUCUAAAUUUGGUUUGCUUUCCGAAGAUGGUAAUACAGAAUGUGGUGAAUGUGAUAGCAAUGGUGAUGGAGAUGAAGAAGGAUUCGGGUCGUGUUUGGGCUCCGAUAAUGGGGUUGGCAUUCUCAGGAGGAAAAUCGUGAGCGUUUUGGAAUCGGGUGAGUUCUUGGAUAAGAGGCCGUCCAAACUGUCAAAUGAUGAUCUUUUGUGUUUGUUGUCUCUGUUUAAUGAAGCUGGUAUCUAUUUUAGUGAUCAAGAAAAGCCAAAGGGUGGUGUUUGUGCUGCUGCUUGUGAAGAUUUGAUGUAA